Molecule: messenger RNA, 3649 nt
Organism: Nymphalis io (European peacock)
Lineage: Eukaryota; Metazoa; Arthropoda; Insecta; Lepidoptera; Nymphalidae
Product: major facilitator superfamily domain-containing protein 12-like
Exons: 8
Coding region: 451-1845 (464 amino acids)
Biological process (GO): carbohydrate transport
Cellular component (GO): membrane
Molecular function (GO): symporter activity
Source: RefSeq, a predicted model, not a curated record
CUAUUAGUUUCUCUGUCUACUGUCUAGUGACUGUGACCUACGUUUGAGUCUGAUGUAUAACAUGACAAAUGACAAUAACAAUUUCGAAAAGUUUGUGAUUGUAAUGUUUAUUACGGGAAGAAAUUUCAAGAAAAAUAGUUAAAUAUCCAGGCAUGGUUUUAAAAAACAACAUAAUUAUUAACUUUUUGUUAAAAUGUCAAAAUUAUAUACAUAUUUAUAAAUUUUGUAAAAUUAUAAAUUGUCAAUUGUUAGUUAAGUGAAAAUUGACUUAGAAUUGUGAUAUAUAAUUAACCUGGGCAUUUUUUGAGAACCAUAAUAUAAUUUGAAUUUAUACAAAAUUUUUGAUUUUUAUAAUCUACGUUAUUACGGAUUAUUUAUUUCAAUUGGGCGAAUUUUCUACUCAUUAGUUUUUAAAAUAAAUUGUGGGAGGUUCUUAAGCUUAAUCCAAAAAUGGAUAACGAACUUUUGGACAUUUCAACCAGCCUAAGGCUACAGCUUGCGUAUGGCAUUGGACACAUAUUAAAUGAUGUGUGUGCAAGUUUAUGGUUUACAUAUUUUUUAGUAUUUUUCCACCUCGUACUUGAAUUCAGUGCCUCUCAAGCUGGAUACUUAAUGUUAAUAGGUCAAAUUGUAGAUGCCUUAUCUACUCCAUUUGUAGGCUAUCAUUCUGAUCACACAAACAAUUUUAUGAGCUCAAGAUAUGGCAAAAGAAAACUUUGGCAUUUAUUUGGUACUGUGUGUGUGCUUAUAUCAUUCCCGUUCAUUUUUAUGGAGUGUGUGGGCUGUACAUUGACACAUAAAUGGGCACAAAUGUUUUACUUUGCUGCUUUUAUUGUUGUAUUUCAAAUUGGAUGGGCUGCUGUGCAAAUAUCUCAUCUUAGUCUUAUUCCCGAAUUGGCAGAAGAUCCUCAUGUUAGGACACAUCUCACCGCCAUUAGAUAUGGAUUUACAGUGUUCUCUAAUAUAUUUGUUUAUAUCAUGACAUGGAUAAUACUACACGUUACAGGAAAUUGUGAUAAAGACCAAGUAGGACCAGCUGAUGCUUGGAAGUUUAGACAAAUAAUGUUCAUAGUUUUAAGUGUUGGAACUGUGGCGUCAGUAUUGUUUCACUUUGCGGUGUCUGAAAAGCCAUCACGGAAUCAAAUAUCAAACAAUGAAUAUGGAAGUAGUACUCUACAUUGUGAUAUACUUCGCAAGUUCUUAUUAUAUCAAGUAGCUGGUAUAUACAUGAGUACAAGACUUGUGGUCAAUGUAUCACAGGUCCUUAUUCCUCUGUAUCUUCACCGUACCCUUGGGUUAGCGGCUAGAGCCCUGGCUGUAGUGCCACUAGCAAUGUAUCUGGGAAGUUUGGUCGCAGCUGGUGUUCAGAGGUUGGCCCCAAGAUCUUUCACACGAAAACUAAGCUAUUUAUUGGGUUCUGCAUGUGCAUUAAGUGGUUUUAUAUGGGUUUACAUCGAUUCAGACCAUAAUUACAAAGUGAAUUUUAUUUACAUAGUUGCUGUAUUGAUAGGUUUUGGAGGAGCACAAAUGCUUGUUACAAGUCUGUCCCUAACGGCUGAUCUAGUUGGUGACAGAACAGGGGCAUCAGCGUUUGUGUAUGGGUUAAUGAGUUUUUGUGAUAAGCUGUCUUGUGGAGUAGCUAUUGCUUUGAUUCAGAUGUACGCGGAUAACGGUGGCAUAUAUUACUAUCGGGACGCAUUAUCGUGGGUGUGCGGAGCAGCAACGAUACUGGGACUUGCACUCACUUUAGUUUUACCAAACCGACCACAUAACUCUUUGAUUGCAAAUGAUCCCUCACCCAUCAAUGCAGAUGAAGAUGAAAUAUUAACACCAGAAUAUACCUAAUAAAAAUAUCUAAUAUUUUUUACACUUUUAGUGUAAAAAUAUUAUGUAAAUCGAGAGAUUUUUAUACAACUAUUUUACCAGAGAUAUUAGAAGACAUUCUAACAUGACUAUCAUAUAAUUGUAAUUAGAUAUUAAAAGACAUUCUAAAUAAAAUUGUGAUGUAUCUUUAGUAUUCUUAAAGAAAUGUUUUAACAAAAUAUAUUUUGUUAACUAGUGAGUAUAUUGAGUUAUUGUAUGAGUUUAUUUUUAGUUAUAAGAUAUAUAAAAAAAUAUAAAGGAAAAAAUAAUUCGUUUACGGUAUAGUAUUUAUUUUAUAUUUUCGACCCCUAUACAUUUAUGUAUGCACAUUUUUUUGCAUAGGCCCUGUUACAACACUAUUGUUAAAACUAAGAUAUGGUUCUUAUGUUCAUAAAGCUUAUGAUAUAUUAUUAUAGGAAUUCACAUUGACUAGGCGUUAAAAGUACUAUUCUUAGUAAUUGGACUGUGACGUUAAAAAAAUAACUAAAUAUUAUAUGAAAAUGGUACGGAAACAAUAAUUUUAAUAGAAUGAAAAUGUAAUACCUAAGCUACUUUGGAAGCGAAUGGUUUAUGCAGAGAUGAUGGCAAGAGACCCGAUGGAGCGACAUUAGUGCCAUGGUCGAUGGGACGUGUUCUUCUGUGAGAUGCAACUUGCGUAGAUACGCUGGCAGUAUCUCAUAUCAGGAAUACAUCUCCUAAAGCCAGUGCAGCCGCUGAAGCUGCUCAAAUACUCAAGCGCCACAAAUAUUCACUAUUAUCCAACGGAUAUGAAUUUGCGCGGCUGGGUUUUGAAACAAGGUCCAUGGUCGUCCGAUACAAAAAAAAUAUUUCUAAGAAACUGGUCCACACCUCUGGUGACCCAAGAGCUGGCGCUUAUUUAGCUCAAGCAGCAAUAUCGCAGUGUCUUAGGUACAAUACCACAGGACAACCUUUUAGACGGCGAGUUUUUGCUUUAAAUUUGUAAUGUGUAUUUUGUUCUUUUUAUUUUAUUUUUGUACUUAUUUUAUAAAAAUGUCUGUACAUAAAAUAUUAUAAUUCUCUUAAAAUGAAUAACAUAUGGGCAAACCGCGUUAGAAGGAACUUCCAAAUCAAAGCUAAUGUGAGUUAUAUACUGUUAAGUAGUAUAACUAACUGGUUUAAUUUCUGAUAUUAUUAUUUCAAUAGUUUUAAUUUUAAUAAGUAAAUGAAAGAAGUGAAAACGGCUACUACCUGCGUUACAAAAAUAUCCUCUGCUACGUUUUUCUUUUAUAGCAGGGAAUAUUCAUGCAACACAGGUAAUUCAUUCAUUGCCGGAAUAUAGGUACGUUACCUCUGUCAUACAUUUGCAAGCAGCCGCCCAUGAGCGUCUUUAUUCUUAGGCGCUUAUCAGAGUUUUCGGCACGGUCUUAAAAUGUCGGAGGUACUCAAACAUUUUAUUUUUUUUGUUUACUUUUUGUUUUAAAAGGAUGUAUCAAGUACUUAGUAACUUAACAAGAUAUAUUUAUAUUUUUUAAUUUUAUGUUUUAUCGAUAAAAUACUUUAGACGCCAAUAUGACGAAGAUGGAUGUUAGUUAUUUGUAUAAUAAAAUUAAACAUUUACUAAAAUUGUUUUUUUUUUUUUUAUUAACAUUCCACCUAGGUAAUUUGUAAUUCAGACGCUGAUGGGUGGCCUAGGCAUGUGUAUAUACAUAUUAUGGAUGCCGAUGUGCGUCCUCGACAUUAAAUGGGUUCAUAGCAAAUGUUUUUAUUAAAUUGCUUUUCAGGGAAGAAGUAGUAUUAUAUAUUGUUUACAAUUAAAUAAUUAACU